AACACCCAACCCAUCAACAUCAUCAUCCAACAACUCAAAAGCGCCUCCGAAACCUCCCUCGCCGCUGUCAAACCCUCCACCUCCGAAAUCCUCGACUUCUCAUGCACCCACACCCUAAACAGCGGCAUCUUCGCCUCCCUCCCCAUCACCGCCACCGUGGACGCCAAUGGCGCCGGCAACCUCACCAUCGGCUCAACAACAUACACCGUCCACCAAGACCCCACCACCUCAGGUGGUAUCACCUGUGCAAGACUAUACGACGACCUCGAAAGCUUCUUGACAUGCAGCGUGCCCGUGCCGGUGUCUCUCUCGCUGACACCGGCUGAUUCGCAGAAUCGCACGUCGUGUUUCAAGGAUAUCUCGGGGUUGAGUCUGUACAGGGCUUAUGGAGCGAUUGUUGCGCAGCAAGGGAAGGGGUCAGCUGCUCCUGCUUCUUCUUCUUCGCGCAGCCAGACAUCCUCUUCCUCUUCCUCUAAUACCUGUUCAAACAAGAUCAACACCACCCUCGUCGGAGACGGAAACCCGCACCAGAACUACCUUAAUAAACAGCUGAGCCCAAACACAAACUGCACAACAACCCCAUGCACCCUCCCCUCAGCCUCACCAAACAGCCCAUCCUACAGCACCACAAUCAACUGGACUUCCUCCGCGACAGCAGCCCAUUGGACGAGCGGCGGCUUCCCCGUCACCCAGUCGUGGACCACGCCGCCCAGCGGGAACAACCAUUCCUGUUCCGGGGGCGCAGGCGACACGGUUUGUCUGUGGUACAGCACGGCACACACAGCGUACACCGUGCAGAACGAGGGCGUGGGAUCCGAUGGAUGUGCCGGAGAUGGAGGGAAAGGGCUCAGCAAUAGUCAGUUCGUGAUGUUCUCGCCGAAUAAGGAUAACAAGGGUGGCGGGGGUUAUUAUUGUGCGGUUGGGUUCUGUGGUGGGUUGGGAGGGGAGUGGUGGGAUUAUGGGGGG
Aspergillus heteromorphus CBS 117.55 is the source of this 966-nucleotide messenger RNA. RefSeq lists its product as uncharacterized. The annotation marks the transcript as partial. The transcript is spliced from 3 exons. The record is from RefSeq and is a predicted model, not a curated record. NCBI's taxonomy places the organism in Eukaryota, Fungi, Ascomycota, Eurotiomycetes, Eurotiales, Aspergillaceae.